This is a messenger RNA of Vespa crabro (European hornet), 5177 nucleotides long. RefSeq names its product kazrin (gene Liprin-gamma). The coding region runs from base 1311 to 4721 and encodes 1136 amino acids. NCBI's taxonomy places the organism in Eukaryota, Metazoa, Arthropoda, Insecta, Hymenoptera, Vespidae. The record is from RefSeq and is a predicted model, not a curated record. Gene Ontology annotation, molecular function: protein binding. The transcript has 18 exons.
AAGGACGGUCUGUGGGAAAAUAGGGUUGGGCACGGGGAGGCGGGGACGCAUGCGUCGACCCGGCAAAGGGCUGUUAUGUCGCACUCUGCCGUCAGUUCGGUCAGUCGUCGUGACAACCUCGUUGAUACCGUUUCUAUUCCUCGCUUCGCUUCGUUUAUAUUAAAGAGAGAGAAAGAGAGAGAGAGAGGAAAAAAAAAAGAAAGAGAAGAAGAAGAAAAAGAAGAAGAAGAAGAAGAAGAAGAAGAAGAAGAAAGAGAGAAAUAAAGAGAGACAGAAAUCGCCGCGAACUCGUCCUCGCGUUAUAUAUAGUUUUAUACGAGAAAAUCUUUGAAAAUCGAUAUCGAACUUCUCUUUCUCUCUCUCUCUCUCUCUCUCUCUCUCUCUCUCUCUCUCUCUCUCUCUCUCUUUCUAUCUCUCUCGCGCGCACGCACACGAGCUAGCCGGUAAUCAUCGACAAAACUAUGACGUGUCGUAGUGUUGCGAAGAAGUAAAGAAGGGCUCCUCCUUUUCUCUCUCUCUCUCUCUCUCUCUCUCUCUCUCUUUCUAUUUCUAUUUUUCCUCUCUCUCUUUUUUUCUCACUUUCGUAAAAAUAGGGAGAAAUUAAGAUUCUCCCAUCUUAUCUUCUCUUCUCUUUUAUCUUUCUCUCUUUAUUUCUCUCUCUCUCUCUCUCUCUCUCUCUCUCUCUCUCUCUCUCUCUCUCUCUCUCUUCUUUUCUCUACAUUGAAUUCGGUGAAAGAGAAUGAAGGGAAGCUUACUUCGCAACGUUCACGAAUGGCGAGUGUAAUUUGUGGGUUUUCCUCGUUUUGUGAGAUCCGGACAGGUGUGUGCUUCGUAACCCUUGGCGAUACUUUAUUGAAAGAAUCACGAUUCUAGUUAGACUCUUAUCCUACGUUGAAUUCCUGUUAUAUUUCUUUGAUGUAACCUUCGACACUCGAAUCCUUUACUUAUUGGAUAGCAAAAACGGAAUGAGCUUGCGAUCAUCCCGAGGGUGCCCGAGGAGUUAAGCGUUUCUACGAGAAGGAAAAGGGAUGAAGAUAAUUACGUAAAAUACAUUGAUUGUUCACUGGAUUAUUAUGCACGUAAAAAUAUAGUGACGUUCAACCGUAUGAUUUUCGCGAGUAAAUGAAAGAAGAAGGAAAACGGAAAAAUAAAAAAAAAAAUAAGAAGAAAGAAAUUUAAAAAAGAAUUAAAAGAAUUGAAACUAUUGAGUGCUAACGAAGAACAAAUACCAACGACAUGAGCUUGCAAAUUAGCCCACCUUGGCUUUAAUCGAACGCAUCCUCGCAGAUGCACAGACGAAACUCUUCGUCAUGGUGGAGGAGAACGCAGGGACGGGUGCUCGACUGGAUGGGGAGUUACAACGUGGAAGAGGAGAGAACGUAAUCUUACGUGGCGAAUCACGUGACGUUGUUCCUAGUACAUCGUCAUCGUCGACUACGGCAUUGAACAAUAACGGUGCCACGAGUAAUAGCAAUCUGGCUAGCGGUGGUAUAAUAAACAGUAACAACAAUGGAUCAUCCCCGGCAUCCAGUGGUAUCGGUAAUCCGAAUCACUGUCAAGAGGUCAACGAAUCCCAAGCACAAGCGCAGGAAGAUGGUAAAAGGCUCAGUGCUAAUAGCAGCCCAGUUGAAAAGAGAAGUUCGGCAAGCGACAAAUCGGUCAGUCCGAUCGAUAAGAAAAAUAGUCCGAUCGAUAGGAAAGAAAGAUCUAGUCCCAUAGAUCGAAAGGGUAGUCCCGUAGAAACACGAAAUAGUUCGCCGUGUCGAAGUCCAAGCGAAAAAACUCGAAGGUCAUAUGCAUUGAAUCGCGAUAAAACACGGCUCGGUGAGUCCGGAAGGAAUUUAGAUUCACGAUCUAGAAGUGCCAGUCCGGAUAGAGGUUCAUCGAACAGAACAUCCUUCUUACAUCGUGGUUGCAGCGAUCUAUCGGGCAUCGAAAGGCUUAGAAUUUCUACUAAUCCUGAUUCAUUGAGAUCCCGAAGAUUUUGUAGAGUUACGACAGAUCCGGAGACCGACGUACGUAAGGAUAUCGUUGAUAAUGACGUAAGAACGGAAGAAGACAAUGAACCACCCGAUCCAGCACCAGGAAGUAGACCAGCCUCGCCUGCAAAUUCUUUAGGUAUUUGCGACGAUAGCGUAGUCGGAGCAAGAUUAUCGAAUCUACAUGGUAGCGGAGGAAGUAGCGGAGGUUCCGUUGAAUUAGCUAGCGCGAGAAGGCUACGAUUGGAGAACGAACGAUUGGUCGCUGAGGUUGCGAGGUUAAGGAGGUUAUUACUUACCGGUGCGGCACGUGGCGAGGUUGGAGCCGAGGAUGCAGCAUUGGAGGAAGAGGCACGCUUUGUUGCCCUAGAAAUGGAAUUGCAACAUGCGAAGGAAGCCUUGCAUGCACUGAAAGCCGAUCGUAAACGAUUGAAGGCCGAAAAGUUCGAUCUGCUCAAUCAGAUGAAAGCAUUGUACGGUACCCUUGAAGAUAAGGAACGAGAGCUACGUGAUUUUAUACGUAAUUACGAACAGCGUAUGCGAGAGAACGAGGCUACGUUGGGUCGUUUUCAACAACAGGAAGGCGGUAUCUCCUCGGAGGAGCGCGAAAGAGAACGAGAAAGAGAACGUUGGAGCCUUUUAAGAGCAGCGAGAGACGAGGCGGAUAGAAGCUUAAGCCUUGCAGCAAGUCUCGCUGACAAAGAAGUUGCCCUAUCGCACGCACGUGCUACUAUAAAAGAGCUUCAACGUCAAUUAAUGGAAAGAGGCGGUGGCGGUGGCGGUGGCAGUGGCAGUGGUGGCGGUGUUGGCGGUGGUGGUGCCUGUUUGAGCGAUCAGGAAUCUUUGGUGUCCUUCCCACGUGGCACUGUAAAUGGCGUGGCAACUCCAGGUGCUGGAAGUAACAGUGGCGGUGGUGUUAGUGGUAUCAUCCCUCAUAUCAAUUCUCAACCACCCUUAGGGACAAUGGAAUUGGGAAUGGCCAGUAAUAUGAGUGGUGGUGGUACAGGUGCAAUAUCCUCGGGUGGACAAGCCGGAGAUCGUGGUAGCUGUAGUGCCGAUAGUGGUGUUCGUGGAUCUAGCGAUAGAGAAAGUGGUGGUGCAACGAGCAUCGGUGGAAAUCUAUCGGACUCGACGACCGACGGAACACCGACAAUUACGAUCGAAGGAAGCGGUCCCGACAUGGACAACAUCUCUAUGGUAUCCUCCGUAGCACCUCCCCACAUGUAUCAGUCAGCGACGACACCAAAGGAUUGUAGUCCCACGCUGUCACCAUUGAAUGCAUUUUCAAGAUCUACAGACAACACUUCGUUAUCACGAUCGGUGGAACAAUUGUCGAGUCCUUUAGAACCAGAACCAAGAAGAAGCAAACAAGCGCCAACUGUAACAGCGCCUUCAACACAUUCACGCUCUUCCGCUACUCGGGGUGGUACAUGGGGUUCCAUAUCAAGGGUUUUCGCACGUUCACGAAAUCGAAAAAGUGCUAACACUUCUACCAGCGGAAGUGGGGCUAAUGAAUCAUCAGAGGGAUUCGAUCCUUAUAGAUCAUGGUCACCUCUUACCGAGGAAGGUUAUGCCGAGAAGCUUCGUUUGUUGAGGGAAGCAGCAUCGGUACCAAUGGAACGAUGGAGAGCACCAACUGUUUUAGCAUGGCUCGAAGUAGCUCUUGGUAUGCCACAGUAUGGUCCAAGAUGUGCAGAAAAUAUCAAAUCCGGCAAGGUACUUCUUGAACUGAGCGACGCCGAGUUGGAAGCUGGUUUAGGGGUGACUCAUCCUCUUCAUAGAAAAAAGUUGCGGUUAGCUAUCGAAGAACAUCGACAUCCUAAUCUGGUUAGAUAUCCAUGCAUAGCUCAGCUCGGUCACACUUGGGUUAGCUCCGAGUGGUUACCCGAUCUUGGAUUAGCACAAUACUCGGAAAGCUUUGCUACCAAUAUGGUCGACGCACGUAUGCUCGAUCAUUUGAAUAAAAAGGAAUUGGAAAAAUUACUAGGCGUAUCGAGGAAAUUUCAUCAAGCUAGUAUAGUACACGGGAUACAUUUAUUACGAAUGUUGAAUUACGAUCGUCAGGCACUCGCCGUAAGAAGACAUCAAUGUGAUCAAGUUGAUACGGAUCCUUUGGUAUGGACCAAUCAAAGGUUCAUACGAUGGGCUAGAAACAUUGAUUUAACCGAAUACGCAGAAAAUUUAAAAGAUUCUGGAGUACAUGGUGCACUCGUUGUAUUGGAACCAUCCUUCACCGGUGAUACAAUGGCUACCGCUUUGGGUAUACCACCAGCGAAGCACAUGAUCAGACGACAUCUAACAGCCGAACUUGAAGCCCUCGUUUUACCUACAAGAAGUCAACUGGAGGUCGUCCCGAAGGGCAGCACUGUCAGAGGUCGUCAAAUGAGUACCAUGAGCGCCGGUGGUAGUCUAAAUCGUGGAAGCAGGACUCUACAUCAGCACCAUCAGACCUCACUAUCGGCUCUACAUAUGACGGCAAAUCAUGUUGGAACUGUUGAUAGACGGAGAUCCAGUCUCAGGGGUUCCUUGAGCCGUGCAUUUGGUCUACGUCCGAGAAGCGAAAAGGCAUCGCCGUCCUCGUCGUCGGAUACAGGAAGUCUUGCCAGUCAAUGUCAAUACAUUAAUAGCGUACGAAGUAAUUCACCGGCACCUGAGAUCACCGUUGGAAAGAAGCAUCGUCGUGUUAAAAGUAUCGGUGACAUCGAAUAUAUAACAAGCGUGGCGGUAAAUACGCCGGUCUGACAAGAGGAUAGGCUCCAUCAUUCGGGGCCUUAUAGAAGUUUAAGCGAACGCGGUUAUUCAUCGUCAUAUUCAUCGUCCCAGUGUAGCUCAUUCUCAGGUUACAGCAACGUAUUGGCGGACGAUCAAUAUCAAUGCGAGCAAUCAACCGGGAAUUAUUAUCAAUUACAAAGCAGCUCGUAUUCACCGCAAAGCUUGGGCCAACCAUUUCCCGGUGUACAAAGGUACGGCAGCCUGGCCGAAGAAACAUGGCAAUCAACCACGAAGGAGGAAACGAAUGCGCAGAAGAAGAAAAAUCAACGAACUUAUCUGGUGGAGCAGUAAAGUUAUUCGUAAUUGUUUUUUUCUUUCUUUUUUUUUUCUCUCUCCUCUACUUUUCUUUUUUUUUUCUUUUUUUCUUCUUUUUUUUUUUCUUUCUUCUUUUUUUCGAAUAAUCAUCCCUACGACCCUCGUAUCGUC